This is a messenger RNA of Oreochromis aureus, 2087 nucleotides long. RefSeq lists its product as uncharacterized. Bases 136 to 1179 code for a protein of 347 amino acids. Gene Ontology annotation, biological process: cell surface receptor signaling pathway. The transcript is spliced from 9 exons. NCBI's taxonomy places the organism in Eukaryota, Metazoa, Chordata, Actinopteri, Cichliformes, Cichlidae. Gene Ontology annotation, molecular function: transmembrane signaling receptor activity. The record is from RefSeq and is a predicted model, not a curated record.
GCUCCGCUCUUAUCUGUAUUAAAUGCAGCUUCUAAUCGUUCUGCAUUUUUUAUUUAUAAUAAAUAUUAUUUAUAUUAAGUAAACAGUCAGAUUGAGAUUGGCGAGGAUCCGAGUGGGGCACAGCUGGAUCUGAAGAUGGGAUACACUUUGCACUGCAUAAUGGGCUUAUUAUUGUUGCUCAGUACGCUCUUCUACGUAAAUGCUGAUGCAAGUAAACCCAGAGCCACACUGACAGCACAAAGUUCAAUCAUACCAGCAGGGGGCAGUGUGACACUGAGCUGCUCUGUGGAGGGCUCUGCUGGCUGGAAUAUUUAUUGGUUCAGAAGUGAUUCAGUCUCUUCUGAAAUCCAGCUCAUAAGAGAAAAUGAAAGAAACAGAGCUAUUAGUGUCUCACAAGGAGGUCUGUACCACUGCAGAGGAGGGAGAGGAGAUCCAGUUUUCUUCACAGAAGAAAGCAAUGAAGUUGCUAUUAUAGAAACUGCUACACUGAGAGCACAAACUUCUGUCAUACCGGUAGGGGGCAGUGUGAACCUGACCUGCUCUGUGAACACAUCAUCAUCAUCUGGAUGGAAAUACUACUGGUACAGAGAUGAGAAAUCUUCUGAACCUCUGACCACACAAGAUGCAGUUUUCCACUCAAAUGGACAAAUCAGUGUCUCACAGGAAGGACUCUACAGGUGCAGAGGAGGAAGAGGAAACCCAGUUUACUACACAGAGGACAGCCAAGAAGUUCAGAUUUUCAAAACUGUAACUGUGUCAGGAGCUGACGGCUCUUCAUCUCCUGUGUGGUUGAUUGUUGGACUGGUUUGUGGAGUCUCUCUCAUUAUUAUUCUCCUGCUCUUGUUGUAUCGCUGCAGACAGUCCAAGUUUGCAGAUGAAACCCAAGAUGUCACAUAUUCUCUCAUUAAGCUUAAAGAUUUUGAAAAGAGGAGGAAGCAUCACAAACCAGAGGAGUGUGUUAUUUACUCUGAGGUAAAGACAAGAGCUGCAGAGGACAGUCUGAUGUAUGCUGAGGUCAAACAGCCCAAAAAAGAAAAAGCCAAGAAAAACAAAGGAAAAUCAAGUCCUGCAGCUGAUGCAGCAGUUUAUUCUGAAGUCACAUCAGGAAGCUCUUUCAGUAAUUCUGCUGCCAUGCAGGCUGAUUUAUUCUUCACAUUAUUAAAUGUCUUCAGCUCAUAAUAUCUUUACAUGUUGGAAAUCACUUUGUCUUUUUGUGCUUGUCUUACAGGUCAGUGAGGAGAGCUGUAGCAGCAAAGCCAAGAAGAAGCUUUUUAUGAAGCCACUCUUGCUCCUCUGAUAUCUAUGCUCUCAUUUUUAUGAAGAUUAUAUAUUUUUAAAAUACACUUUUUAAAAAGAAAUAUUCAUUGUUAAAGGUUUUGUAUAAAACUUUGAAUGUAUCCUGUUCCAACAGCUGCAAAAAAAAAAAUAGUUUGAAAUAUGUGAUCAUAUAUUUAUUUUUUUAAUAUAGCGCAACUUAAAGUCAGAGUUGUUUGCCAUGACUUUUGUUGCCAUGAAAACUGGAUACUGCUGGACUUCAGGUUUGCUCUGGCCAUUUUACUUUAGUUAUUUUGUUUGUCCUUUCUUAGUUUUAUCGUCUUUUGUUAUUCUAUUUGAGAAGGAUUUAUCUUUUAGCUCUUUUUAGAGUCAUUUUAUAUAUUGUGAAUAAAAUAAAUGUUCUUAUUUGCUACUCUUUUGGUUGUAAAAGACUUUUAUUGGUUACUUUCUAUUUUGCCUCUGGCUUAUUUUUAUCAACUGAAAAGCCUCAUGAUUUCCCAAAAAUGGGGAAACUAAUUAUGUGGUUUCAGCCAAAAGCCUUCCGUUUACGAGAUGUCUUUUUUCAUUGUAUCAGCACACAGCAGAGAGUAAACAAGGAGUUCAGACAAAAAGCACAGUGGAAAAAUCACUUUGAUAAUUAUCACUGUUACAUUUAAGUAUGCAAGACACUGUGUGAAAAGCAAUGAAAGAUAAUUGUGGUCAUUGUGGUGCUGAGACAUGGAAGGUGGGAAAAAAGCAACAAAAAAUGUGUGAAACUCAAAAUUUCUCACACUGAAACACAGCCUGUAUGAGUCUGUUUAAAAAAAUAAAAA